AUGCACCAAAACCAACUAAUUGACCUUCACGCUGCGAAUGUACUCGUCUCUGGAAACACUGGUCUCAGCCUGUGUGGUUCCUCUGUCCAAGGCCACCCAUUUAGGCUCGUCCUUGAAAAGUCUCAGAGCUUUCACGUAUUUGGAAGUACUCAAAGUAAAACGGUGGUAGAUUCCAGCUGGAAGAAUCAACAGAUCGCCCUUAGUCAGUUUGGCACGGACCCAUCUGUCGUUGUUGUCUCUCACGUCGAAAAAUCCUUCACCGUCCAAAAUGUACCGGAUCUCCUCGUCCUCGUGGAGAUGUUCCCUGUAGAAAACUUCCAGCUUGGCCUGUAG
Messenger RNA from Ogataea philodendri, 333 nucleotides. RefSeq lists its product as uncharacterized. Lineage: Eukaryota; Fungi; Ascomycota; Pichiomycetes; Pichiales; Pichiaceae. The transcript has a single exon. The record is from RefSeq and is a predicted model, not a curated record. Bases 1 to 333 code for a protein of 110 amino acids.